AGAGAGAGAGAGAGAAACCUACAUACAUAUGUCAAAACACAAUUCGUAUCUCUUUCACGACUCAGCUGACAAAUUUUAUUCCAUCAGCUGUAAUUUUGCAAUAGUGACAUGUUACGAAUUUUUAACGUUGCAAGUUACAAAUGUCCUUUCAGCUGUAAUUUACACUUAGCGUGCGUGCGUGCUUCAACGGAAAGUAACAAAGGUUUUUCGGAAAAACUAGCAGAUGGUCCGCAAUUUGAGGACUUCCUCACAAACGAUGUCAAGAAAUAUGAUGGAAAGUUGAAGUUGAACAAAGGCGAGUCAGCACGACUGAGGUUACCACCAUGGUUGAAGACUGAGAUACCUAUAGGCAAAAGUUACAGCAAGAUAAAAGCACAAAUGAGGCACUUGCGUUUGAGUACAGUCUGUGAGGAGGCCAGAUGCCCAAACAUUGGAGAAUGUUGGGGUGGAGGCAGUCAUGGUACAGCAACUGCUACUAUCAUGCUAAUGGGGGAUACAUGCACUCGUGGUUGCCGUUUUUGUUCUGUGAAAACUGCACGAACACCACCACCGUUGGACAUAGAAGAGCCAGUUAAUACUGCCACUGCGAUAGCAGACUGGGGUUUAGACUAUAUUGUUUUAACAUCUGUGGAUCGUGAUGAUUUAAAAGAUGGUGGAGCUAGUCAUAUUGCAUCUACUGUUAAGGAGAUUAAAAAAAGGAGCAAUAUCUUGGUGGAAUGUUUGGUGCCCGAUUUUAGAGGCGAUGAAGAUUGUGUCAGUACGAUUGUCAAUUCUGGAUUAGAUGUGUUUGCGCACAAUAUCGAAACUGUGGAACGUUUAACUCCAUUUGUCCGGGAUAGACGCGCUCGAUACAGGCAGUCAUUGGCUGUGUUAAAGGCAGCUAAGAAAUCCAAACCUGAAUUGAUCACUAAAUCAUCGAUAAUGUUGGGACUGGGCGAGACAGACGAUGAAAUUGAGCAGACUAUGCGAGAUCUGAGAGAUGUCGGUGUGGACGCUCUAACGUUAGGACAGUACAUGCAACCCACAAAGAGGCAUUUAAAAGUCAUCGAAUACGUAACACCCGAAAAAUUCAAGUCAUGGGAAAAUGUAGGGAAUCAACUGGGCUUUUUGUAUACUGCUAGUGGUCCGUUAGUGCGAUCGUCGUAUAAAGCUGGCGAAUAUUUCCUGACAAAUAUUUUAAAACAACGGAAGAAUAAACAAAUCGAUGACUACGAUAUAUCAAAGAUUUAAAAAAAGAAAAAUUAGUAGUCUAUGACUUGUGUGUUACUUGAAAUUUAAAAUUCGAGAAAUGUAGUCGAAAGUCUUACGUUUAUAUAUUACUUCAGAAUAGUUUUUCGAUGCAGUUCGGAACGCAGUCGAUAGUUCGGUAAGAGAAUUUAACUUCUGGGAAUUAAUAAAUGUUCCAAAUUGCAUUGAAUAAAAAUGUUCAAAUCAUUGAAAUCAAAUAUAUGUACGAUGUGUGUAUAUAUAUGUACGUAUAUAUAUAUGUACGUAUGUAUGUAUAUAUGUAUGCGAUAAUUACAUGUAGAAGGAAAAUUUGUAUCGUGCAAUUUAGCCUCAUGAAAUAUAUAUAUAUAUAUAUAUAUAUAUAUAUAUAUAUAUAUAUAUAUAUAUAUAUAUAUAUAAAAU
Molecule: messenger RNA, 1629 nt
Organism: Odontomachus brunneus
Lineage: Eukaryota; Metazoa; Arthropoda; Insecta; Hymenoptera; Formicidae
Gene: Las
Product: lipoyl synthase, mitochondrial
Exons: 6
Coding region: 109-1230 (373 amino acids)
Biological process (GO): lipoate biosynthetic process
Cellular component (GO): mitochondrion
Molecular function (GO): 4 iron, 4 sulfur cluster binding; lipoate synthase activity
Source: RefSeq, a predicted model, not a curated record